AGAGCCACCGCUGCGGGUACCAGAUAGGACCACGGCGGCGCUGAGCCACCAGAGCCACCUGAACCCCCUGGACCGCUGGCCCACCCGAGUCCACAUGGAGGCGCAGGGACACGAAGACCCAGGGGGCGCGCUGCAGGAACUGGCAGAAAAUCUAUUUCAGGAACUUCAAGAACAUUUUCAAGCUCUGACUGCAACAUUAAACCUCAGAAUGGAAGAAAUGGGAAACCGCCUCCAGGACUUGCAGAGGAAUGUGAAUGCCUUAAUGGUGCAAGCUGGGAUCAACAAUGCUAUCAAAGAACAAACGCUUUGGUUACUCGGCUCAGACUUGACUCUGACAUGUGGCAACCAGCAGGGCAGCUGCCAUGUCUGUCUGAGCCCCCCAUGUUUCCACUGCCCAGAAUGCACUACUAGUAAGUUGCCUGUCUAGAAGCAGAUGGAGCCCUAGCCACAGCCAGCGAGUAGAGGUCUCAGACUCACGACCACAAAACGGGAUUCAGCCAACUACCUAGGUGAGCCAUAUGGCUUCUUCCCCGACUGACUGCCUUUGAGAGACUCCAAGGAAACCUGCAGAACCUGCCCGGACUAGGACCUGGAGAACCCUGAGCUCACAAAUGGUGCUUUCUGCCACAAAACUUGUGCUAACUUGUUCCACAGAAUAUGAAGCUAAUACACACCCUACACCGUCCACCUGGACCAUCCUCACCAACAGGGGCUCUAUUUGUGAAGUGAACAUUAAUACUGCUAUCCGCCAACUUUUGUAGUAACAAUAACUAUGAAAUUUUGGCAAGUAUAGCAAUAUUAAAGGGUUAUUUCUUUCCUAA
Molecule: messenger RNA, 821 nt
Organism: Myotis lucifugus (little brown bat)
Lineage: Eukaryota; Metazoa; Chordata; Mammalia; Chiroptera; Vespertilionidae
Gene: HSBP1L1
Product: heat shock factor binding protein 1 like 1
Exons: 4
Coding region: 95-427 (110 amino acids)
Biological process (GO): cellular heat acclimation
Cellular component (GO): cytosol; nucleus
Molecular function (GO): transcription corepressor activity
Source: RefSeq, a predicted model, not a curated record